AGAGAUAAUAUCCAGGAGAAUGUUGACAUGAUAAAAUUACAACGUGAAAUUAAAGAAAAAGCGAACAAGUUGCAAGUAGUGGAGGCGAAAUAUCUUAGUCUCAACGAGGUACAUACACUACAAAUUAUAAAAUGUGGAUAUAGGUGAAUUUUAACCAUUAAUAAUCGUAUGGUGCUGGUAUAGGUAGAGUAAAAUAAAAGAGCAUUUGUUACGUCUUCGUUGGUACAAUAAAUACAUAUUGUGUAAAAUGUUAUUUAGAAUUUAACAAAGAUGAAAGAAAGUCAUUCUCAAGUCUUGGAUAAUAUGGAUAAACUGAAUGAGAAAUUGAAAGAGGUAUACUUCAUAAAAUAAUUUUUACCCCGCAAGUCACAAGUAUUUUUUUAUAAGAAAAUAAUUAAGGAGUUUACUAACAUAGUGAAUUGCCUUUGUUCACAACGUCUAAGUCCAUGUUCUUUUAUUUGUUUUCAAGUUUUUCAAAAACAAACCACAGCAGCUUAUUGACCAGUUCUACACGUUCUGUACUUUAUAAAGUUCAGUUUGUCUGUACUGUAUAAUAAUAGUUUUACAUACUAGAAAUUUUGCUUCGUUUUUUAAUCAGGAGCAAGCUAAAUGUGUGAUGUAUCAAAAUGAAUUGAAAAACAGCGGUGUAGCAUCAAGAACUCUUGUGGAGGUUCGUACAGUUCGCUGUUUUUCCGACUGAAACACCUCUUCAUAAUUAGCACCUUACUCUAGUGGUUUAUUGGUUUGAAUUUCAUUCCAAUAUAGCAACAACAACUGAUUGAUGAUCUCAAAGCAGAGCGUGAAAUUUUAAAACAAGCUAACGAAAAUCUUGUUAAAAGGUACAGAAAAACUAUCAAAUGUUAUAAACAGUAUUAUGUAACGUUCAUAUGUUUACGGGGCAGGGGGGAGGGGGCUGCCCCCAGAUUGUUGGGCAGACUAGCCCUGCAGUCGGGCAAUAUUCGCUUCACAGCCGGGGGAAAUAUGCUAUAUAAUAGUCAAAAAUGGAGAAAAAAUAUAAACGUUAUAAUAAAUUAUUAUACAUUGAUCUAUUUUCCAGCGCAUUUGACUCGGACAGAGAGAGGCAACAUCAAGCCCUCCAGAGACAAUUAAAGGUAACUCGUAUUAAUCGAGUCUUUAUCAAUUUACUGUAUAUCACUGAUAAAGUCAUUCAAUGUUUGUUUUGAGUAAAAGCUUGCAUAAAAUUUUUAAACCUUACCACAAUAUCGUCGUUGGCAUUGGAUUACCAAGGUAAAACAGUUUCUGGUUCUUGAUACACUUAGGUUGAAAUUGCAACUCUUGAAUCGACAGUAAAAUCAGAAUUGGAAGAGAAGAACGAGAUCCUGGAUCAAUUAAUGAAAGAAAGAGGUAUAAGGAUAAAACAAAUUUAAACAUUAGCACAAAAAAUCUUGAGCGGCGUGUUGGUAGCCAAGUGAUCAGUGCUGGUGUCUUUCACCUGUGUGAUAAUGUGAUAUGUGAUGUAUGUAUGUAAUACUGCUGUCAUUUGUAGAGUCGAAUGAAGUGCUGCAUCAGGAAAUUCGAGAUCUUAAAGUAAACCACUUUUCCUUGAAAGAGAAACAUGACGAAGUUUCAGAAAAGAUGAGGGUCUUCACCAAGGUUUGUUGUAUAGUAAUUUGUAUAAUUAUAGGUUAUCAUAUGAGGGGCAAGAUGAUAUCGUCCCUCAAGCAAUAAAACUGAUAUCGCCUCUUGUUUAUUAUGUACUUGUGCCUUUAUCACGGUCAGAAUUUAUUAGAAUGUUAAUCAUUGCUCCAAUGCAACAAUUAUUAAAAUAGCGGGACAAAAAGCGAUUUCAGUUACAAAAAGCGCUAUAGUGACAAAAAAACGAUAUCAGUGACAAAAAACGAUGUCAGUGACAUAUCGUUUAUGUUACCCUGUUAUCGCCCUGAUCAGGCACAAUUAUAUGAUAAUUGUAUUUAUUAAAUUUUGGUAAAGAUACAGUGUCUAUUAGACCGUGCAUGAGUGAAAAUGUUUUGAUGCUUUCAGGAAAGUGCUGUGGAUGUUCAGGAACUUGAAGAAGCUCUGACGUUGAUAAAGGUAAAGUUUUGGUCGAAAUUGAUUGAAGGGAAAGGAGCAAACGCGUAUAAGCAAUUUAAUAACGGCGUAACGUUCGCUUUUGCUAAAGACACUGAUUCCUUUCUUCUCUGAUCUUUAUAAUUUAGAGAAGAAAAGAGACUGGAAGUCAAGAUCUCGAUUUUUUGGAGAAAGUCGACGAAGGACUUGAUAAAGGUGUGAUAUUGUAAUGUUUAUAUUGCCGUAUGAGCGUUGAACAGUAGUACACGAUGGGUUUCAUUAUGUUACGUGGAUAUUUAUUUUUAUCAGAUGCUCAAAAACGUAUCCAAGAACUACAGAUAUCUCACGCUGACACAAUCAACGAGCUUGAGAAGACAAGAAAUAUGUUGGUUCUACAACAUAAGAUAAAUAAAGAUUAUCAAACUGAGGUAAAACAACGGCUGGUGGUGAUGGUGGUGAACUUGGGUGUUGCUGUUCUCACUCUGAGUAUAUCUACACUGCAUGGCCAAGCUGCAAAAUUGCUUCACUGCGGUGGGAAUCAGCUUGCUUGGUGUGGACACACUCAGAGUAACAACAGCAAAAAAUGAAUUAAAGUAACUUAAUAUGCUCCUAUGAUCAGAUCGCACAUCGCUAAUGCAUGGUCAGCUAGAUAUGUGCCAUCGGCUCAAGUUAGUGUUGCAAAGGCUUCUCUGAAUAACAUUUACUUUCCGGUAAAUGUACAAUAUGGAUGGCUUUUUCUAGCAAAUCUGCCUAUACUUGUCCAAACUUGCAACCAUAAGGUAACUUCCACUUGCCUUGCCAAUUUUUACUCGCCUUGCCAAUUUUCACUUGCCUUGCCAAUUUUCACUUUUUGACUUGCCAAUUUUCACUUGCCCUAUUUGCGACUAGUCAAGGGUAAAGUUCCAUCCCCCUGCUAACGAUAAGACGCCGUGAGGAUAAAGUUAUUUUUCUCACGUGAAGGUGGAGAGAGUAUCAAACAAGAUGGUGGAAGACAAGAAGGAAUAUGAUCUUCGUCUUCAGGAAUAUGCACAGCUCUUGGAUAUUAGAGCUGAGAGAAUAAAGGUGAUUUGCCUUUCAAGAAUCUUGCUCCACUUUUGUUUUUGAAAAGAUUUUUGAAUCGUUUUAUGAGUUAGUUAUAGAAGUCAUCCAAAAAUUAAAUGUUAUUUAUAAUGGAUUUUUUUCAGAAACUUGAAUCUCAGAUGCGUGAUGUUGCUUAUGGUACAAAACAAUAUAAUGUUGUUACCGCGCCAGAGGUAUGAACUGCUUCCAUACACAUCUGCCAGAUCAAACUGACCUAUCCCUGAAGUUGUUUAGUCUUUUUCUAGGGAUAGUCACUAUCCAUUACUUUUUAUACCUUUUAGGAAACAGAAUAUGAUGACGAGACGAGUAGUGUUAACCUGGAGAGAGGAGAGAAUCUCUUUGAGAUUCAUAUAGGAAAGGUAAGUUUCCCUUUAUUCACUUUAGAGUGUUUUCUCCUUGUACAAUGUCAACGGAGUUUCUCAGUAUUUGAAAUUUUGGUUUUCUGGUUCAGGUGUAUUUAACAGGAGAGGCUGCGUCAUCUUUUGAUGGAUCAGAAGCGAGUAGUUUUAUUACCUACGAAUUUUUCGAACAUGAAAUCCAAGCAACUCCUGUCAUGAAGGGAAACAGGUGCUGUACCUACAACUAUUUUGCCUAUCUUCAGGGUUAUCGGUGUUGACGAACUCGGCAUCUACUGCAUCAUGGUUGCAUGUAAAUGAACCUCACUGACUGGCCUUCUCUGGUCAGAUUUGUUUUCAGAAUCGAAGGGUGAAGAAGUCAGAACAAUGAGUGAGAAGAUUGCAUGACAUACAGUAGGAUUCUCAAAACAAUGAAAAGACAAUGAAACAUUUGAACAUUGGGAUCACUCGACCGUGACUGGGUGGUAUGGAGAACAGUGGGAUUGUCAAAACAAUGGAACAUUCCGAUCGCGUGGAUGAUGCUGUUAUAAUGCAAAGUGUUAUGCAAAAGAGCCUGUCCAGAAUAUUGUUAUAAGUUCGUUUCUUAAUCUUUUAGGAUGGAUUUCAACUUCACCUCACUGUAUGUUGUCAAAGUGGACGACUUCUUUCUACAUUAUUUGCAGAAGGUAGUCUAUUUAUAAAUGGCAAAUUUCACUAAAAAGGCAAUAAUUAUUGGUUUUCAAGCACAAUUCUAUCGUCGAGCACCAGGGCUUUCGUAAUCUUUUUAAAUAAGCGGCUGUGAAAGAAAGUAGCCGGCAGUGAACCUCAUAACAUCCUCCGGCUUGUUUUGAAAGCCCUGGAAUACUGUACGUUAUCAAUAAUUAUUAUCUUGACAUAGGAAUCAACAAUGGUGGAACUACACAGAGCUCUCGGAUCUUCAUAUGAAACAGUGGCAGUAUGUCAACUGAAACUGAGAGAGUUACUGGAAAGAUCUCAUGGGCGAUUACAUGGGACUGCAAAACUAAUAGGUUGGUAAAUGAAUACAGCAAACCAUGUAUUAAUUGGGCAUCCACAAAUGGUAGAAUAGUGUUCCAAAUUAGUUACCGUUGCACUUGAUUACAUUUCGUUUUAGGCACACAAUCUUCCAAUGAAGGAACAGAGGUUGCGACAAUGGAGUAUUGGGUACGAUUCAGAGUUCCGAUGGAGCAAGCUAUACGAUUAUUUAAGG
Paramuricea clavata is the source of this 4671-nucleotide messenger RNA. The record is from the annotation of a GenBank genome assembly. Lineage: Eukaryota; Metazoa; Cnidaria; Anthozoa; Malacalcyonacea; Plexauridae.